AGUGCGGAUUUCGGGCGGUAUAUUUUAGUAACGAGUCGUGCCAAUCUGGCACUUGUAGACAAGUGUUUAGUCGGAAGAAGUUUGUAUUUCGUUCAUCGACGAUUGUUAUCGGAAGUAUUAAUAAAGGUAUUUAAAUAGAAUAGAUUUAUUAAAAAGGUGAAGAUGGGAAAGCGUCAACAUCAGAAAGAUAAAAUGUACCUAACGUGUACCGAGUGGACUACUUUGUACGGUGGUCACUCCGGUACCGAGAACCGAUCUCAGUUCAGACGACUGCCAUUUUUUCACUGUUCUCUCUCCCUUCAACCUUUCGAGCAUCCAUUCUGUACAACCGAAGGCGUAAUUUACGAUCUUCAAAACAUUCUUCCAUUCCUAAAGAAAUACGGACUGGAUCCCGCAACCGGAAAGAAACUAAAUUCUAAAUCUUUAAUUAAACUUAAUUUUUCCAAGAAUUCCGAUGGAAAAUAUCAUUGUCCGGUUCUCUUUAAAGUUUUUAACGAAAAUUCUCAUAUCGUUGCUAUUAAAACAACCGGAAAUGUCUUUUCUUACGAAGCCGUAGAGCAGCUGAACCUUAAACCGAAAAACUUUAAAGAUCUUUUAACGGAGGAACCGUUCACGCGAGCCGAUAUUAUCACCGUUCAAGAUCCAAAUAAUUUAGAAAAAUUCAAUCUCUCUAAAUUCCACCACUUGAAACAUAAUUUAAAAGUUGUGAAAGAGGAAGAAGAAAAGGCCAAGAAAGAUCCCACCUAUCGUUUGAAUAAUAUGAAUACGGUGACUCGAGAAAUUUUGGAAGAAUUCAACAGAGAGUACAAACCGGCGGAGAAACGAGAAGAAUCAAAGACGAAAGCCAAUAAGUACAACGCCGCUCAUUAUUCCACGGGAGCCGUGGCCGCCAGCUUUACCUCCACCGCCAUGGAACCGGUUACCGAAUUAGAAGCCGCCGUUUUGGAUGCGGACGUCGUUAGAUAUUCCAGGAUUAAAAAGAAGGGUUAUUUACAAUUGCAAACAAAUUUCGGUCCUUUGAAUAUACAAUUACAUUGUGAUAUGGUACCGAAGACUUGCGAGAAUUUUGUGAAGUUAUGUCAGAAGGGCUAUUACGAUAAUACCGUGUUUCAUCGUUCCAUAAAAAAUUUUAUGAUCCAAGGAGGGGACCCAACGGGUACCGGUGCGGGUGGCGAAUCGUAUUGGGGAAAGAAAUUUAAAGACGAAUUUAAACCAAAUUUAGUUCAUCAGGGAAGAGGUGUAGUUAGUAUGGCCAAUACCGGUCCUAACACUAACAAAUCGCAGUUUUUUAUCACGUAUCGUUCGUGCAGACAUCUCGAUAACAAACAUUCCGUAUUUGGACAGGUCGUCGGUGGUCUCGACACACUCGCCAAAUUAGAAUCGAUUUCGACGGACGAAAAGGACAAACCAGUAGAAGAAAUCAAAAUUAUUCGGACAACGGUAUUUGUGGAUCCGUACGAAGAAGUGGAUAAACAGUUAGAAGAAGAAAAACGGGAAGAAGAAAAAACUCUAGAAAAAGAAAAGGAAGAGAAUACAAAAGAAUUACAAGAUAAGCCACUAAUUGCCUAUCGUCAAGGUAUCGGGAAGUAUCUUUCUAAAGCGACAAUUGGUCCAAUUAUUCCGUCCGAGAAAACGACCGAACCUCCGCAAAAAAAGAAAAAAGAAAUUUCGGGAGGAUUUGGCGAUUUUAGUUCUUGGUGAAUUAUAAAAUAAAAAUUUAUAUUUAUAGUGAUUAACUAUAAAUUUGUAAACUCUCGGUAUUUGUUUUUCUUGUGUACAAAACAUAAAAUGAAAUGAAUUAAUCAAACUUUCAUUAAACCUUUAAUAGAGCAUGUAUAAAUUUAGAAAAAAUAUUUUAAUCUGGAAUUAUUUCAAUUGCAUAUUUAACUAUUACAUCAAUGUGUAUAUUUUAGUAUGUACUGUACAUAUAUUGUAUACAAAAUAGUAUGUUAAGAAUAUAAAAGGAUUCAAGGUGUAA
This is a messenger RNA of Centruroides sculpturatus (bark scorpion), 1978 nucleotides long. Its product is annotated as peptidyl-prolyl cis-trans isomerase-like 2. NCBI's taxonomy places the organism in Eukaryota, Metazoa, Arthropoda, Arachnida, Scorpiones, Buthidae. Gene Ontology annotation, cellular component: catalytic step 2 spliceosome. Gene Ontology annotation, biological process: protein polyubiquitination; protein peptidyl-prolyl isomerization; protein folding. Bases 163 to 1701 code for a protein of 512 amino acids. The record is from RefSeq and is a predicted model, not a curated record. Gene Ontology annotation, molecular function: ubiquitin-ubiquitin ligase activity; peptidyl-prolyl cis-trans isomerase activity. The transcript has a single exon.